Molecule: messenger RNA, 913 nt
Organism: Daphnia carinata
Lineage: Eukaryota; Metazoa; Arthropoda; Branchiopoda; Diplostraca; Daphniidae
Exons: 6
Coding region: 109-831 (240 amino acids)
Biological process (GO): central nervous system formation; innate immune response; regulation of Toll signaling pathway
Cellular component (GO): extracellular region
Molecular function (GO): Toll binding; growth factor activity
Source: RefSeq, a predicted model, not a curated record
AGGAAACGGGGUGGGACGUCAUUCAGGUACCCCCGUCGCCUCAUUGUUCGAUUGUCAGUCGGCCGAUCUCGACCUCCCCUCUCUGUGUUUGUGCCUCGUUUUUACUGAAUGUGUGUGAGGGUGUUCAGACUCGUUAGCAUCAUGGCACGUUGGUGGUUAUGUUCAAUUAUCGUGCUCCUCACCAUGUUUUUAAGCAUCGUGAUCGUGAAAGCUGAACGACACCACAGCGAUUCAAUUGUUCAACUUUUAAAGGAAAGGGAUCAACUCGAAGUCGCUCAUGCCAUGCUGAGAAAUUACAAAGCCAAAUUGAUGAAAUCGCCUUUUAGUGAUCAUGCCAACAACAUGGGUCCUCCUGUUUGGGUUGGGGAAGCACCGCCAAACGUACUAAAUGGGCAGGAUGUCUUAUGGGAGCCGGAUAUGAACGAAACGUUUACCGACGGGCCCGUAAAACGCACCGGACAUUCACAUCACAUUAAUCGAUUAGUACGAUCUCGGAACGAGCCCUUAUCUGAAGAAAUUUGCAAAACAAACAGGUACUGGAAACAAAUCAACGAGACACGUGACAUUUACGGACAAGAAGUGCGGAUAGUCCACAGCACAGAAUUCCGACAAUUUGCUUUCGUUUACGAAUGCAUCAGAGAGGGAGAACCAUGUUCGGGUAUAUCGGAGCAACUGCAAUCAACUUGCGAGAUGAGGCCUGGUUGGGCCAACAUGUUACACGUAAAGCUAUCGGCACUCGACGCCAGUUUGGCACCGCAAUGGGGUUACGUUGCCGUGCCACAUCACUGUGCCUGUAGAAUUUAUCCUCGAGUCAACCCAUUUAUCCCGUAACCACACAUUACUUAAUUUGAUUUUUAAAAUUUUUUUCUUCCGGGCAAAACAAAAAGUGAUGAAUAAAAAAAGAUUUCUUCAA